GAUGUCAUCAAGCUGAGGCAAAAGUCGCUCCUUAGACACGGCCAGAGCACUGAGAGAUAUCAGGUAUUGAUGUAACUGGAGUGAAUAAGGGAACCUUCUUCCUGAGCACAGACAUUGGAGCCUGUUAUCAGCAUGAACUCAUAUGUGUUAGACAAACACGUGAAUAGUUCAUAUAUAUCCUUCACUACAGGAAGCAUCAGAAUGAUACCGCAAACUCCAAUAGUCUUAGACACUAAUGACUAUUCACAAACAUUGGGGAUAUCACAUGCGAUAUUUAAAGGAGAUGAUGAAUUGGCAGGAACUGGGCAGCAAUCAUUCUGUACCGAGAGUAAUUUAGUCAUCAAACAAGAGGACAACAUUUUUGACUUAUCUAGUGAAAUUAAUAUCCCUGAGGAUAAACCACACACAUUUACUGAGCAUUCAAAACAUAUUAAAGAUAGGAAAAGUCUACAGUCUAGCCAAAUGAUUCAUUCAAAGGAGAGACCUUUCACAUCUACAGAAUGUGAGAAAAGCUUUAGAUGGAAGUCUCCUCUACUAGGACACUACAAAAUUCACACAGUUGAGAAGCCACACACAUGUACUGAGUACAGCAAAUGUUUUACACAAAUGAAUCAUCUGAAAACUCAUAAAAAGAUUCACACAGGAGAAAAGCCUUUCACAUGUACAGAGUGUGGAAAAAGUUUUACAUUAAUGGUUAAUCUGAAAAAUCAUGAAAGGAUUCACACAGGAGAAAAGCCUUUCACAUGUACAGAGUGUGGAAAAAGUUUUACACAAAAGAGUAAUCUGAAAUCUCAUGAAAGGAUUCACACAGGGGUAAAGCCUUUCACAUGUACAGAGUGUGGAAAAAGUUUUAUACAAAAGAGGGGUAUAAAAACUCAUGAAAGGAGUCACACAGGAGAAAAGCCUUUCACAUGUACAGAGUGUGGAAAACGUUUUACACUAAUGGAUCAUCUGAAAACCCAUGAAAGGAGUCACACAGGGGAAAAGCCUUUCACAUGUACAGAGUGUGGAAAAAGUUUUUCAAAAAAGAGUAAUCUGAAAUCUCAUGAAAAGACUCACACAGGAGAAAAGCCUUUCACAUGUACAGAGUGUGGAAAAGGUUUUAUAAAAAAGAGUAAACUGAAAACUCAUGAAAUGAUUCACACAGGAGAAAAGCCUUUCACAUGUACAGAGUGUGGAAAAAGUUUUACAAAAAAGAGUCAUCUGAAAAGUCAUGAAAGGAUUCACACAGGAGAAAAACCUUUCAUAUGUACAGAGUGUGGAAAAGGAUUUACAGAAAAGUGUAAUCUGAAAAGUCAUGAAAGGAUUCACACAGGAGAAAAACCUUUCAAAUGUAAAGAGUGUGGAAAAAGUUUUACAGAAAAGAGUAAUCUGAAAAUACAUGAAAGGAUUCACACAGGAGAAAAGCCUUUCACGUGUACAUGUGGAAAAAGUUUUACACAUAUGAAUAGUAUGAAAACUCAUAAAAGGAUUCACAAGGGAAGAAACCUUUCACAUGUUUAGAAAGUGGAAAAAAGGUUUUUAUUGAAAUCUGGUAUCGCAAAACACCAAAUAUUUACACACAAAUAAACUUUUAUAUGCACAGUAUAGAAACCUUUUUACAAUUAUCCUAAAGAGGACAAACUCUCUAAAUAGAUGCAUCAAAAAAGGAUGAUAUUUUAAAUAUUACUUUCUGAAUCCCAGUUUGACUAAGGGUUGAUAGCCCGAAAUGUAGUCUUGUAUUUUGUACCUGCUCCUGGUGAAAAGGAAUAAAGAAAGUUUGAAAUAAUUGGUUGUGCUGCCUUUCUUUGGAACUUUUGAGGUAUUGCAAGGUAUGCAGUAACCUUUUUUGGUGUGCACAACCUGACGGCUUGAGUGAUGGAUUUCAUUUGACAUUAAAUCCCAGUUAUAAAAGCCGUAAAUUGGAAGUGCUCUCCUGCUGUCCUUUAUUCCUCUAUAUAUGUGCACCUCAGUUUCUCUCAUAUCAAUGUGAUAGAAUCCAAACACCACACAGGAAUAUACAGAUUUGUCCUCAUACUGACCAGUUUACACAAUCAUUCACCACCAAAGCACCCCCAGUUUUGUUUAUUAAUAUGCCAGUGUUAGGAGUUGUACAUUUGUUUUACAUAGGGGAUAAAAUAAUUACAUUUACAGAAUAAAGGAGUCUUUAUAUGAAUAGAGUGUUAGAUAAUUAUAUAAACAAGAACAUCAGUCUCAAAUGAUUGACAUCUGGGAGAUAUAUUUAAUGUGCACAUCAUGUGGAUAAACCUUUUCUUAUAGCAAUAGAUGCUUAGCAUUGUACAUGUUAUAUACCAGAGGAAUUACUGAGGGGAAACUGAUUUUAUUUCAUGAGACACAAUAUCAGUAACCGGUACAUACGUGAUCAUAAUCAGUUUAAUUUAAAUGGCUACUAUAACCUACAUGUAUACUGGGUAUGUAAUAUGUGUGUCAUGUGAUCAUAAUCAGUUUAAUUUAAAUGGCUACUAUAACCUACAUGUAUACUGGGUAUGUAAUAUGUGUGUCAUGUGAUCAUAAUCAGUUUCAUUUAAAUGGCUACUAUAACCUACAUGUAUACUGGGUAUGUAAUAUGUGUGUCAUGUGAUCAUAAUCAGUUUCAUUUAAAUGGCUAAUAUAACCUACAUGUAUACUUGGUAUGUAAUAUGUGUGUCAUGUUCUGUAACUUGAUAUUAUGUCUGUUAGAUGUUUUCAUGUCAGUUAGAAGCCACAAGAACUGAUAAUGGCACAUACUGUAUAUAUAAAGGGAACAUUAUAUGUCUGAUAAAUCCCUUUGUAUCAAGAGCACAAGUGUUAGGUAUAUUUAUACCAUUGUGUGCAUAUAUCAUGUAAUGCUGCUUUUUACUAUAUAAUGAUAUACAAUGUUUUUUCAUGCAAAUAAAAAGUGAUUGUAAUCCA
This is a messenger RNA of Bombina bombina (fire-bellied toad), 2892 nucleotides long. RefSeq names its product gastrula zinc finger protein XlCGF26.1-like. The record is from RefSeq and is a predicted model, not a curated record. Bases 133 to 1503 code for a protein of 456 amino acids. Lineage: Eukaryota; Metazoa; Chordata; Amphibia; Anura; Bombinatoridae. The transcript has 3 exons.